AUGGUUCCUGCCUUGAAAACAAAAAUCACACAAGAAGUGGCUGAUGGAGUUGAAGCUGAAAAGAGGAGCCGCAGUAUUGUGAUCACUGGUUUAGCGGAAUUGGCCGCUGAUAGAUCUUUGAUAGAAAGACAGAGGGGCCUCGAAGAAAAAAUCGCCAAUGUCCUAGACGCGCUUGAAGUUGACUGCCUGCCCAAAGUAGCUUAUAGGUUGGGAAAGCUCAACGGUAACAAGCCACGUCUUGUUAAAGUUGUACUCCCUUCUCGUUCCCACUGGACUAAGGCUCUGUCAAGAUCGCACCUCCAACGCCGCACAAGUCUUUCGAACAUAUUUGUACGUAAAAGCAUGACGGCGGAAGAACGAAAACGGGAUUAUGAGUUGAGGCACGAGGCUCGUCUAAGAAAUGAACGGUCAUCUACACUGAAGUUCCUAACAUUUGGAAAGAGGCUUCCUUUCGAGCAACACGGCUUCCAAUCUAGAUCCUCCACUACUUUGCUAUUAUUGUCUGAUUCGGUCUAUGAUUGGAUGACAGAAGUAAACAAAGGGAAAAAAUUUCUCAGCCCUAAUACUUCCGUUGGUGGCAAGACUGAUAUGCAGUGUGCGUUAUACUUGAGCGCAUUAAUACUGCAAUCAUGGGCUUUGGACUUGAUUUACCUACACGAUGGUUCUCCACUCUUUGGAGAGGAAGUGCUUUCACCGAAUGGAAAGCGUCUUACACAAUUUCUAGGAGUUCCUUUUGCCGAACCACCAGUAGGAAACCUGAGGUUUCGUAAGCCAAAGCCAAAACAUCCAUGGAGAACGCCGUUGAACGCCACCAUUCUGCCGAACUCUUGCAUUCAGAGUUUCGACACGUACUUUGGUGAUUUUUAUGGAUCAACAAUGUGGAAUGCGAAUACACCGAUGUCUGAGGACUGUCUUUACAUGAACAUUUAUGUACCAGGAAAAAUUGACCAGUCUAAGAGACUUGCUGUAUUAGUUUGGGUGUAUGGAGGAGGAUUUUGGUCUGGAACGUCUACGUUAGAUGUGUACGACGGCAGAAUACUUCCAGUAGAGGAAAAUGUCGUUCUCGUGUCCAUGAACUACCGCGUAUCAAUGUUGGGAUUUUUGUAUUUGGGAAGACGCGAGGCACCCGGUAACAUGGGACUUUGGGAUCAACAGGUUGCUCUGAAAUGGGUACACAAAAACAUCGACGUAUUUGGAGGAGAUCCGAGUAGAAUUACCCUUUUUGGAGAGUCAGCUGGAGCCGCUUCAGUUAAUAUGCAUAUGUUAAGCGCACGAAGUACGCCUUACUUCCAGAGAGCCAUUUUACAAUCCGGAGCAGCAACGGCUCCAUGGGCUAUCGAGCCACGCGAUGUUGCUUUAGCACGUACCGUGGUCAUCUACAACGCGAUGAAGUGCGGGAACAUGAGUCUACAAAACCCUGACUACGACAAAAUUCUUUCCUGCUUCCAAAAAGCGGAUGCUGAUCUCAUUAGAGAAAACGAGUGGGCUCCAGUCCGAGAGUUUGCCGACUUUCCUUGGGUUCCAGUCGUAGACGGUGACUUUCUAGUGGAGAGCGCCCAAAUCUCAUUACGGCAAGGCAAUUUCAAACACACGCAAUUCUUUCUGAACAAGGGAUAUAUGGUCGAAAUUGCGCUUUGUAAGUGGAACACGAAUACUAAUGACAUCACGAGUGCGGAUGAAAUUAAGAACAUUUUCCCUGUGCAAGACUUUUUUACGAAAAAAGAUUUCGUUCCCGACAGACAUACAUGGUUGAAGGCAAUAUCAGAUCUUCUUCCGCGGCAAAUGAUCAAAAGUCAGUUGGCUUUGGCGGCAAUCUUACACGAGUACGAGCCGGCUGAUUUACCGGUUAGACCACAUGACUGGAUGGAUUCUAUGGAGAAGAUGCUUGGGGACUAUCAUUUCACUUGCAACGUAAACGAAAUGGCGUUAGCUCAUACAAAGCAUGGCGGUGACACUUACUACUACUACUUCACACACAGAGCAACAGCGCAGACAUGGCCAGAGUGGAUGGGUUGUCUGCAUGGUUACGAAAUAAACUUUAUUUUUGGUGAACCUUACAACAAGAAGUUCAAUUAUACGACCGAAGAGCAAGAAUUAAGUAGUAGGUUUAUGCGAUACUGGGCAAACUUCGCGAAAACAGGCGAUCCCAAUAAGAAUGAAGAUGGAACGUACACACUAGAUGUCUGGCCAAAAUAUAACGCACAAUCUAUGGAGUAUAUGAACCUGACCGUAGAGUCAGCGUAUCCUAGCAGCAGGCGAACGGGUCACGGACCUCGGCGAAAGAACUGCGCAUUCUGGAAGGCGUAUCUGCCCAACCUCAUGACUGCCGUAGCCGAGGUGGGUGAUCCUUUCUUACUCUGGAAACAACAGAUGGACAAAUGGCAGAACGAAUACAUUACUGACUGGCAGUAUCAUUUUGAACAGUAUAAGAAAUAUCAAACAUAUCGUCACUCAGACGAUUCCUGUGGAGCUCCGUAA
Messenger RNA from Necator americanus (New World hookworm), 2478 nucleotides. RefSeq lists its product as uncharacterized. Lineage: Eukaryota; Metazoa; Nematoda; Chromadorea; Rhabditida; Ancylostomatidae. The record is from RefSeq and is a predicted model, not a curated record. Bases 1 to 2478 code for a protein of 825 amino acids. Gene Ontology annotation, biological process: acetylcholine catabolic process; choline metabolic process. The transcript is spliced from 20 exons. Gene Ontology annotation, molecular function: acetylcholinesterase activity. Gene Ontology annotation, cellular component: plasma membrane.